UCUUGAUGCUUACCUUUUUUUUUAUUUUUAUUUUUAUUUUUUGCAUGAUUUCAUAGGUACUAAUUACCUCGAUGACUGAAAUUUAUUCGUGGAUGACAUUUCUUUUCAGCUGUGGAGAGGAUCAACUUGGAUUGACAGCAGCAUCGCAAGUUCUGUUCAUCUAUCAUUUCAGCCUACAUUUGUUCGUGGAACAACGACUGUACAUACUCUCUUUCACUUCAUUUUUUAAUACUUUCAGUCUAAGGACUCUUUUCUUUCUGGUUGUUUGUAUUUUUUUUUUUCCCUUUCCAAAUUGGUUGUUUUUUAUUAUUAUUACUAUUAUUAUUUUACCUGUUUUUAUAGCCUGCCUGUGUUUCUAUACCAUGAAAUGCCAUUCGCAUGUCAAAUAUUCUAAAAUUCACUUCUGUUUUGUCUAUUGAAAACCGUGUCGUAUGGGCCAAAUACCACUUGACGUUAAAUGGAAUAUUCAUAGUUGCCCUCCGAUUCGUUCUCAUAGAGGUGGUUGUGGUACUUCAUGGUGUAUCUAGAUUGAAGCAGUGGAUUAUUAAACAUUUCAAUAAUUUAGGAGAAAGAGAAACAAACUACGUUUUGUCCAAAACGCUCUUUCACAUUUUUCCUUCACGACAUGUUCACACCUUGUACACUAGACCACGUUGAUGAAUAAAAAUAAAUGCUUUUGUU
Lobosporangium transversale is the source of this 681-nucleotide messenger RNA. RefSeq lists its product as hypothetical. The transcript has a single exon. Lineage: Eukaryota; Fungi; Mortierellomycota; Mortierellomycetes; Mortierellales; Mortierellaceae. Bases 72 to 419 code for a protein of 115 amino acids. The record is from RefSeq and is a predicted model, not a curated record.